GUCUAUGAAUCUUUUUUUAAACAUACGUACCAUGAUAGGCAGGAUUCUCCGUCAAAUGUGAACGUUUAAAAGCCCAUCGCAAUCCGAAUUCUUGAUCAAGUGCGGUUUCUGUGUUAGUAAUAAGCACACUCACUCUCCAAGAACUAUAGUGCUUCGCAAGCUUUCCCGCUUUCCCGUGUCGUGAUGAUCCUCAUUUUGCUCUCGAUUAUUCUAGCGUUAAGUCUAGUGCAAUAUAUUCGUUUCCAGAGAAAAAUGUCGUUUGCAAAAAAUCUGCCGACAGUGCAACCAUGUUAUCCAGUGGUCGGAAAUGGACUCAUGUUCCUUGGAAAAAGUGGUGAAGAGCGGUUCAAUAAUUUAAGUGGUGUUUUAAAAAACUCUGCCAAAUUGUUUAAACUAUGGCUAGGCGUGUAUCCCUUCAUAUGUACAAGUGAUCCUGGCAUGGCUCAAAAAAUCUUUACAAAUCCAAAUUGUAUGGAGAAACCCUUCAUUUACGAUUUCUUCAAGUUGGAAUAUGGACUUUUUGCGGCACACUAUAACGUGUGGAAGAAGCAACGGAAACUCCUGAACCUGACAUUCAAUCAGAAAAUUUUAAACGGCUUCGUGCCAAUCUUCGACAGAUGUGCACAAAACCUGGUGCAAACGCUUGCUGCUCUUCCGGAAGGCAAAUCGAUAAACAUUACAGAUUAUAUGAAUCGGUGUACUCUGGAAAUGGUUUGUGCGACCACUAUCGGUUCCGAUUUGAAUAAAAAUCCGGGCGUGAAUAAACUUAUGACAUUGAUUAUAGGAGUAUUCAAUUUGGUAUCAGCGCGAAUCCUCAACAUUCCUUUGUAUUGGGAAAGGAUAUAUCGAUUGACAAAGGAUUAUAGGAAGGAAGUACUAAUGAGAACAGAAGGUUACAGCUACGCUAACCAGAUUCUUCAGGAUGCUGUUGACCGGAGAAGUAAACAAGUGGCUCGUACCGAGAGUGAUGAAACCGAUGACGACGGAUAUCGACGGCCGCAAAUCUUCGUCGACCAAUUGUUGGAACUCCAUGAAGGAAAUAAACUAGAAGAUAUUGAAGUAAACGACAAUGUGUAUACUAUUAUCGUGGCGGGUUCUGACACGUCAGGUACGGAAUUGGGCUAUGCUGCAUUGAUGCUUGCGUUAUAUCCAGAUAUCCAGGAGAAGGUGCACAGAGAAAUUGUGGAAAUAUUUCCUUUGGAAGAUCCAGUCAACUUCAAACCGGAAUCUUUGAAACAGUUAGAGUACACAGAAAUGUUCAUCAAAGAAUGUCUCCGGUUGUAUCCUGUCGUUCCAAACCUCAUGCGAGAAGCAAAUGCCGAAUUUGAAUUGGACGGAAUGAAGGUUCCAAAGGGAACAUACUUUUUAGUAAGCAUAUACAAUAUGCAUCGGAAAAAAGAAGUUUGGGGGCCGAAUGCGGACAAGUUUGAUCCAGAGAAUUUCUCCCCGGAUCGAUGCAAAGAACGUCAUCCGUUUGCGUUUCUCCCGUUCAGUGGAGGAAAUAGGAAUUGUAUCGGUAGCCGAUAUGCAAUGAUCAGUAUGAAAAUUAUUCUGGUACAUUUAUUGAGAAGUUUCACACUGUCAACUAAGAUGAAGUCGGAAGAUCUGCGUUUUUAUUUUGAUGGUAUGCUGAGGUCAAUCAAUAAACCUCAAGUUAUUCUUGAACGAAGAACAUUCGCAUCACUCUGCGUAAAUUAGGAACAAGUGUAGUGUUUUUUUCAGAAAUUUUGAAUAAUUUGUAUAAUAAUUCCAUAUUGAAUAGCUAAUAUGGGUAUCAAAUGAAAGGGCUUGACUAGUAGAAUACAGUUAUUUAUGAAAAAUGCAAAUCCAAGAUGGCGGGGUGUGAAAUGGCGGAUUACAUAUUUUCUCAAAACCCCAUCAAUAUAGGUAUCAAAUGAAAGGGCUUGACUAGUAGAAUACAGUUAUUUAUGAAAAAUGAUCAUCCAAGAUCCAAUAUUUCUAUGUAGGUAGCCGAUAUGCAAUGAUCAGUAUGAAAAUUAUUCUGGCACAUUUAUUGAGAAGUUUCACACUGUCAACUAAGAUGAAGUCGGAAGAUCUGCGUUUUCAUUUUGACGGUAUGCUGAGGUCAAUCAAUAAACCUCAAGUUAUUCUUGAACGAAGAAC
Molecule: messenger RNA, 2124 nt
Organism: Toxorhynchites rutilus septentrionalis
Lineage: Eukaryota; Metazoa; Arthropoda; Insecta; Diptera; Culicidae
Product: cytochrome P450 4c21-like
Exons: 6
Coding region: 184-1698 (504 amino acids)
Molecular function (GO): heme binding; oxidoreductase activity, acting on paired donors, with incorporation or reduction of molecular oxygen; monooxygenase activity
Source: RefSeq, a predicted model, not a curated record